AUGUCCUCCUCUUCCAGCAUGUCUUCCAAUGAUACCGUCAUAGACCUCUCCUUCCCCAACCUUGCCCGGAAAAGCCUUCCGGACCUCGGUCCUCCUAAGACCUUGGAUGCCGUCCCUCAGAGAAGAAUCGUGAGGCCCUGGUCUGCCAGCGCGGCCUCUGGGCGUGAAGCCCCCACGGUGACCAAGAGCAAGUCCAACCCCAACUUGAGGUUGGACCAACCCAUGGAAGAUGACUUGCGCCCAAGGCCGCUCGGAUUCUCCUCGGUAUCCAGAAGGCACACCUGGAACCGGUUGUACAUGGAGAGCCUCAAGCGGUCGUGCCUGAAGCCAGAAGAGCAGAAGACCCUCGACGCCAACACCAUGAAGUCCAGGAGCCUUGGAGACCUCACCUCCGAUGACAUCACAUCCACUUCGGAGAGCAAGUACCGGAUCAUCCGCCGUAGCUUCGCCACCCGUUCAGACAGUGUCUCUCUCGGGGCAGGCGGCAAAGAUGCACCAAUGGUGUACGUCACAACUAUUCUGGAAGACCCCUACGUGAUGGUUAAGGGCCCCGAGUUGGAAGGCUACUGCAUCGACCUGUUGCAGAAGCUGUCGGAAAUGCUUCAUUUCAAGUACAAAGUCAGCAUCGUGAAGGAUGGCAAAUACGGGCGUCUCAAUUCCAACGGGAGUUGGUCGGGCAUGAUCGGAGAAGUCGUGAGGAAGGAAGCUGACCUGGCCGUAGCUCCCUUGACCAUCACGUCGGUCCGAGAAGACGCGGUGGACUUCACCCAGCCGUUCCUGCACACCGGCAUCGGCAUCCUGCUCGAGAAGGAAGCUGCCUUGGAAGAUGCCUCCCUCUUCCACUUCCUGACCCCCUUCACCAAGGAAACCUGGAUUGGCAUCCUCUUGGCUUACCUGCUCUCCAGUCUGUGUCUCUUCUUGGCUGGAAGAAUGAGCCCUUCAGAAUGGAGCGGAAACCGAGAGAACGAUUUCACCUUCCUGAAUAGCCUGUGGUUCAGUGCCGGAGCGCUCACCCUGCAAGGCAGCAUCCCUCAGCCCAGGUCACUUUCCAUACGGGUCAUCUCUGCCAUCUGGUGGCUGUUUGGCAUCGUGGUGCUGGCGGCCUACAUCGCCGGCUUCAGCUUCGUUCUGGAGUCGGCCGCGAACCACAUCUCCAUCCAGAACUUCGAGGACCUGGUGAAGCAGAGGCAGCUGGAAUUCGGGACCAUGGAAGACUCCUCCACGCUCCAAUAUUUCAAGAAUUCCAAAAGCCCCGUCCAGCAGCUGGUCUACGAGUCCAUGAUGAAGAAGGAAUCCGUUCUGACCAAGACUUACCAGGAAGGCAUUCAGCGAGUGCUGGAUUCCAAUUACGCCUUCAUCGGAGAAUCCAUUUCGCAAGAUCUCGCCGUGGCCCAGCACUGCAACCUCCUCCGGUCCCCGGAGGUUCUGGGCGGCCGAGGUUUUGGCAUCGCGACCCCGAAAGGAUCUCCUUGGACCAGCUUACUCUCCGUGGCCAUCCUGAAACUCGGCGAAUCCGGAGACCUGGACUACCUCCGCAGCAAAUGGUGGGAGAGCAGCUGUUCCCACGAAGACCACGACAAAUGGAGUCCUCUGAAGCCCCAAACUCUGGGGGGGAUUUUCCUCCUCCUGGCGCUGGGCCUCGUCUCGGGAAUGCUGGUGGCCGUGAUCGAGCUGUCCAAGCGGAGCCGCCACACGGCCGAACAGGAGAAGAAAUCUUGCUGUUCCGCGUUCACCAGGGAGCUGAGCCAGCGGUUCCAGGCGCGAGAAAACAGGCAGGAAAACGCAGAAAAAUCCAAGGCGUGA
Messenger RNA from Thamnophis elegans (Western terrestrial garter snake), 1803 nucleotides. RefSeq names its product probable glutamate receptor. Gene Ontology annotation, molecular function: AMPA glutamate receptor activity; transmitter-gated monoatomic ion channel activity involved in regulation of postsynaptic membrane potential. Bases 1 to 1803 code for a protein of 600 amino acids. Gene Ontology annotation, cellular component: postsynaptic membrane; dendritic spine; AMPA glutamate receptor complex. The transcript has 9 exons. The record is from RefSeq and is a predicted model, not a curated record. Lineage: Eukaryota; Metazoa; Chordata; Lepidosauria; Squamata; Natricidae. Gene Ontology annotation, biological process: monoatomic ion transport; synaptic transmission, glutamatergic; modulation of chemical synaptic transmission.